Molecule: messenger RNA, 1284 nt
Organism: Hydra vulgaris (swiftwater hydra)
Lineage: Eukaryota; Metazoa; Cnidaria; Hydrozoa; Anthoathecata; Hydridae
Source: RefSeq, a predicted model, not a curated record
AUGGACAGGAAUAGCUGCAACUCUUCUCAAAAACGGCUGCACAUUGCAUUAAAACUUCCUGUUUUAACUUUGGAAACUAGCAAAUGUAAUGUAAAUCCAAACUCUACUCAUGGUAGAUUUCUGAGAAAAAUCAGUUUGUAUUUACUUGAUGAAGCAUCUAUGAUACCCAAAUAUGCUUUGAGUGCCUUUGAUAAGUUGUUACAAGAUAUUUGUAGUAACAACUUUUCUUUUGGUGGUAAAGUUAUUCUUAUGGGUGGAGACUUCAGACAAAUACUUCCAGUUGUGAAGCGAGGUCGAUCAGCAGAAGUUAUAGAAUCAUGUUUAAAAUGUUCUGAACAUUGGCAAUAUGGGCAAAGGUUCUCAUUAACUGUAAAUAUGAGGGUUCAGAUAGAAGAAGAGGAAUUUUCUCAAUGGCUUUUAAAGCUUGGAAGUGGAACAUUACCUGUCAAGCCUGAAGAUCCUUUGAAAGGGUGUAUUAAAAUACCUGAGCAGUGCUUUCUCAGUGAUAAGGAAUCUAUUCUGGAGAAGAUUUUUGGUGGUGCAGAAGAGGCUAAUUAUGCAAAACGUACUUUUUUAACGCCAACAAAUGUUGGUUCAUUGCCAAUAAAUGAAGAAGUUCUUCAUCGUUUACCCGGUGAUGUGAAAACAUAUUUAAGUUCAGAUAGCAUUGAAACUGAUGAUCAUAAUGAAAUUAAUAACUUUCAAGUCGAGUUUUUAAAUAGUUUGACUCCAUCAAAUAUUAAAGGUGGACAUUGUAAUGGAACCCAUUUGAUGGUGUAUGCACUACACAACAUUUACAUUGAUGGUGAGGUUUUAACAGGUGUAUCAGCUGGUAACAGGGUAUAUGUUCCUCGAGUUCAAUUAGCUCCAUCAGAUGCAAAUUUACCUUUACACUUAAACGUCAUCAGUGUCCAGUUAGCAUUGCAAGUAUUAGAUAUGGAAGUGAACCAAGUAUUAGAUAUGGAAGUAUUAGAUAUGGAAGUUAGUUAUCUUGGUGUCAUUGGUGGUGCCAGCAUUAAAGUUAUGACAAAAAGAGUAUUAACAGCUUUGAUAACUAAUGUUUUAGCUAAAUCUGGUAAUGAUUCGAGUACUGCACUAGACAAUAAUCUAACAACAGAUGUUGUUUAUAUCGACUUUCAAAAAGCAUUCGAUUCUGUAUCACACCCUAAAUUGUUAGCCGAACUAGCUUUAUUUAACAUAAGAAAUGUUGUAUCUGUAUUUACAGAUGAUACUAAAUCAUACAGUUUGCUUUUUGAUAGCUCACCAUGCACUAACCUGCAAUAA